Molecule: messenger RNA, 1459 nt
Organism: Ananas comosus (pineapple)
Lineage: Eukaryota; Viridiplantae; Streptophyta; Magnoliopsida; Poales; Bromeliaceae
Exons: 2
Coding region: 101-856 (251 amino acids)
Source: RefSeq, a predicted model, not a curated record
UCUCUUUGUUUCUACGACUCCCUGGGAUCCUCCUCCUCCAGAUCCACGAAAUUUCCCCCCGAAUCUAGGUCGUCAUGGGGCCUCUAAGAGGACACGUAUAAUGGAAGAAGCGUUCGGAUCUGAUCCGGAUUAUCAGGCAAGCUCCCCGGAAGAGGCUGAAGAACCUAUUGCUCGUCUUGACAAGGGCAAAGGUAUAGCUGGCGAAUCCUCGCGUGGCGGUGGUUCUCGUGCAAGAGAAACUUGGUCGAAGCAUGCCGCGGAUGUUCCCCCAGAGCGACGGAGGAUGUUCAUGAGCAAGUUUUGUAUUGCAGAGCGUUAUGUCAACUUCAAUCAUCUUAUACAUGACGUUCCUGACUUUGGGCGGUUACUUCAGCGGGUUCCUAUUGAGCCAGUUGGUAGGGUUCCUGCUCGAGCUCCUUUUUAUGUGGAACUCAUUCGUGAGUUCUAUAUGAAUGGGAAGGUACUUGCAGAAGAUGAGGAGACCGGGACUUUUCUAUUUGAGACAUUCGUGCAUCAGCAGAAGGUUGUCGUUACCCAAUAUACUAUUGGAGAGCUUUUGGGGAUGAAUGUGGACACUACGGGUCUUCUUUAUACAUCAGGAGGAUUUCAAUCAUCAUCUCACUGGGAUACAGUUGUAGCAGCUAUCUGCAAAGCUGGAGUGCAGACUAAUCGUGCUUAUGUAGAGUCCAAGGAUUUGCGACCAGAGUAUCAUCUACUGUCCUUGGUCUUGAGCUACAAUGUGCAACCAACGAUUGGAACAAAAAGGAUUCGUUGGGAUCGUUUGCUUUUACUGCAUCUACUUGGUCACCCGGAGCAAGCAUAUGGAUUGAACAUCAACAUUCCAUUUCUGAUGUAGCAGCGGAUGGUUCAUGACAUUCAGGCUUCUGCCCGACGGGAUCUACUUCCAUUUCCUCUUUUGAUCACGAGGAUUUUGCAGGACAAUGGAGUGGAUGUUUCUUGCGAGAAGUAUGAUUUUGGUCUUGGUCCAAUCGAUGCUGUUACCUGGGCCAAGUCGGUUAGCACGCUAAAGACUUUUUAGAAAACAAAAGGACCAUCGCUAACAGCUCCUAGCCAGGCACCUCCACCACGCGCAGAGCGUGAAGGAUCUUCCAGUUCAGGGGGAGAAUCACUUCGCUAUGAAGUGCAAUCUUUAAAGAAGAAAGUGCAGAUCUUGCUAGGAAGGUGGAAGUAGGUAUGAAGAGGAUGAUGGACAAAUUGGGAUGUAGACAUGAUGAUAUUUUUCCUACUCAGCCUGUCUAUACGAGGUAUACUUCGCGACAUCCUCUUAUUCCUCCACCUACUGGAGCUUCGGAUGCGGGAGGUUCUGGAGCUGGCGCUGGAGCUGACGAUGAUGACGACGAGGACACGAAGUGAUUUCUUCUUCGAGCUUGGUCUUUCUACUUCACUGUGUUUGCUGUUUAGGAAAAUGUUUUAGUUUAGUUUUGCUUGCUUAUCUUUC